Messenger RNA from Symbiodinium sp. CCMP2456, 390 nucleotides. NCBI's taxonomy places the organism in Eukaryota, Dinophyceae, Suessiales, Symbiodiniaceae. The record is from the annotation of a GenBank genome assembly.
GCACGCGGCCAGCUGCACCGCACCAUCACGGCAGCAGCAGUUGCCGCCGAGGAGCUGGAAAAAGACAGGCUUCGGCUCGCUCAAUUCCUUGGCCAUGACAUCACCGCAUUGAGUGAUGUCUUCAGUUUUUUGGCACAGGGCCGCCAGGGCUUCACACUUCCUGAUUUCAGGCGUGCCUUGACGCACCUCCAGCUUCGGGCAUCAGAGCGUGAUCUGUACCUGAUCUGGCAGCGAUAUGCGCAGCCCGGUGAUGGGCCGAGACGUGACGGGCGUAUGGUGUCGAGCUCGAGCCUUCCAGAUGCUAUGCUGUGCGUGUCACGCGCUUUUGGUUCAGGGCACGAGCCCCAAAGAGCCUUCAGGUUGAGUCAGCGGUCGUACCAUACAGGAUAG